UGAAGCGCACAUAGCGUGACCGCGCUACUCUGAAGCGUUGAUGGCGUGACUGCAGUGAUCAACGCUGCCUAUAUACACUGACUCACAAGUACUUUGCACAUUGACCAGAAAGAACGCGAUGGAGGAAUAUCAUUAUCCCAUCAUUGUAGAGGGAGACUGGGGGCCUGCGAAAAAUCUGAAAAAUAAACUUCAGAUUCAUUUUCAGAGUAAGAAAAAAUCUCAGGGAGGAGACUGCGUCGUACAAUAUAAUGACGGGAGUAACUCUGCUACGAUUCUGUUCAAAUCAUCUCACAUCCGAGACGGCGUGCUCUCAAAGACAGAACACAUUAUUACCAUUGACAAUCAACAAAUCAAGCUGAAAGUGUACAAACCCAGUGAUGUAGAGGAACAGGCAGACAGCACUGGACCAAAAACAAAGCAGGCAUGUGGAUAUCAGGAACCAAAUCAAAGUAAAUCAAGUGCUGUGGUCCUGGAGAACCUUCCAGAUGAUGUUAAACAAGAUGUUUUGACUCUUUUGGUGGAGAACAUCAGCAGUCUUCCUGAAAACGACUUUAGCAUGGAAUUACUACCAGAAUUAAGAAAAUCUGUUGUGACUUUUAUAAAUCCCAGUGCUGCAGAAAAGUUUCUUGAGGACAGCAGGACACAUGAAAAGUUUAAGCAGUAUAAUCUGAGGGCCUGUGGACUGGAGAGAAGCACAUGUGUGCGGGUGGAGAAUCUUCCAGCUGAGGCCAACAAUGAUAAGAUGCUGCUGGAACUCUAUUUUGAGAAAUGGGGCGGUCCAGUAGAGAAAGUUAUCACAAUUCCAUCAGAGCAAGCAGCCAUGAUUAUCUUUAAGGAGGAAGAAGCAAAAGAGAGAGUUUUGAAGCAAAAGAAUAACAUCUGUGAUGUCCCAGUCAAGAUAUAUCCCUACUUUAAAUCACUGGGUACAGUCUUAUAUGGUGGCAACAGGCAACAUUUGAAGCUGCCUGAACCCAUUACAGUCAGUGUACAUCCUGCCAUCAGGGAGUUCAUCCUCAAGAAAGGGCAGAUUUCCUCUAUUAAAGACCAGAUGAGCUCACACUUCUGCCACAUAAACAUGGACAAACCUGAAGUUUUGCUCAGUCCUGAUCCAGCAUUACUGAAACAGAAAGGAGUUACCAGAAGACACAUUGAUGGCUGGAGUAAGAAUGCCAUUGAUGCCUUCAAGAAAAUCAUCUCAAACUACACAACAUCUGAGUGGCCUGUGUCACACGCCUUGUGGUCUACAGUGGAAAGUGAUAUUAGGAAAGUUGUAAAAAAUCAGGUUUUUACAGAUUUGGAUGCCUUUAAAGGGGCGCUGACACUGGCAGGAAUGACCCAUGAGAUAACUGGACUGAAACCUAUCAUGGAGGACAUUUUAGAGAGAGCAAAAUUUCAACUGGAGAGAGAGAAGAACAGUGUGACAGAGAACAUGGAGAUUUCUCCUGCCAUGUACUCUCUGCUUGAAAAAGAUGGCCUAAAAAGUGCUGUUUCUCCACAUCUGCGCAUUGACUACAACAAAAAAAUGAACAGAUUAGUUUUAUCAGGGCUUCAUACAGAAACUCUUGUCUUCAAGAAUUGGGUCCUUGAGAAGAAAAUAAAUAUGAAGCAGAAGCCCUUAAACAUUAACCGUUCAAUCCUGGAGUUCUUGAGAUCAGUGGAUUGUGACGAAAUGUCCAAAGAUCUCUUUAUAUCUCAUGGAAUAACUGCUGUCUACACAAUCGAAACUGGAGAUGUUGUUGUGAUUGGAAGCACAGAAAGAGCACUUAAUGAGGCAGAGAAUAGAGUGAAAACAGUUCUCACAACCAAAGACCUCACUGUAGAAGAUCAGGGUGUCCUUCAAAUGCCAGAGUGGCAGGAUCUCAAAAAAUCAUUGAUAGAGUUGUUCAAUACUCCCAAAAAGACAUCUGUGUUUAUAAAUCUAUCUAAACAGAGAGACAAAAUAAUAGUGACUGGAUUCAGAGAACCAGUGAUGGAAGUCAUUGAAAACUUAGGGUAUUUUACUGUAAAACACACUAGAAUUGAAGAAACUGUUCAUGUUAAAUCACAUGCAGUGGUUAAAUUCUUAAAAGACAGAAAAUCACAAGACUGGCAGCAUUUUACUAAAUAUAAUGAGGUGAAAGUGAGUUUUGAUUCAAAGAGACUCUGGAUUAAACUGUCUGGAAAGCGUGUAUUUGUUCAGCCAGCUAUGAUUUUCUUUGAAAGGUUGGCAGAUAGUCUCCACACAGACACAGUGAUCUUACAACAGUCAGGUGCGAUAAAGUACUUCAAAGAUCAGGGAAAAAUGAUGCUCUCAAUGCUGUUAAAGGAAAAACGAUUUGUGGCGGUUCUUCAGGAAGAUGACAUGCUGGAAGAGGAGGGUGAUUUUUUUCAAGAGCCUCUUGGUAGAGUCUUCUCUUCUUCUCUUAGUGUGCGGGCUAUGCAAGUACAAGGAUGGAAUCAAAGCAUGAUCAGAACAUUUGAAAUUGAGCCAACUGUGUUUCAGCUGUGUGGGGAGACAUCAGAGGACCUGAGUGAAGCCAGGGACAUGAUCAACAGCAUGAUAUUACGGGAGCAUGUAACCCUCCCAAUCCAUGAUCCAGCCAUUGCUCAUUUCAACAGAGAGGAUGUAGAAACACUGAACGCCAUGCAGAGAGAGCUCACAGUCAGUGUCCAGCUUGAGAAGAAAGGCCAAGACUCUGUCAUCACACUGGAGGGUCUGACAAGAGACGUCCACACUGCAGACAGUCGUAUUCAAGACAUGAUCAGAAAGAUGGAAAGAAAGGAAAAACAAAGAAGCAAGGCACUUUUCAAUAGGAGUGUGCUUCAGUGCCAAUAUCAGGAGAAUAGACACAGUGCCAGAAACUUUGAUAUAUUGACCAAUUAUCAGCUGGAACAGGUCUUUCAGAAGAGACAGCCUACAGUGAGAACGAAGAUUAUCAAUGAUGAAUAUGAGGCUGAUUUAGUUCGCAAAGAGGCCACAAGACAGAGACUGGGGAUUGAACUAAAUAAAGUAGAUCUGAAAGUUGGAGCUCAAAGCCUUUUGCCUUCACACUGGGAGGACAUGACAGGACAGCCAGUUGUUCUUGUAAAACUCACAGCAGGCUCAAAGGAAUAUGCAGAUGUGGAGAAAGAGUUCAGGAGAACCAAUCUAACCUUUAACAUCAUUGAAAUUGAAAGAGUCCAGAAUAGUGCACUUUGGAGAAACUACAUGAUCAAAAAGGAGGAACUGGAAGUUAAAAACAAGCAUAAAAACAACGAAAAGCUUCUCUUCCAUGGAACUGGCCCUGAUAAGACAGAUCAGAUCAACCAUCAUGGCUUCAAUCGCAGUUUUGCUGGCAUGCAUGGAGCCAUGUAUGGGAAUGGUUCAUAUUUUGCUGUGGACCCAUGUUACUCAGCCCAGCGCUACUCUAAACCUGAUAUCAACAGACACAAACGCAUGUACCUCGCCAGGGUGCUUGUUGGUGAUUUCACUCAAGGAAAACAAGGCCUUCCUGUUCCCCCUGCGAAGAGCUCCAGUAGUGUUGAUCUCUAUAACAGUGUGACUGACAACAUGACCAACCCAACCAUGUUUGUGAUCUUCAAUGAUGUACAAGCUUACCCAGAAUACCUAAUCACCUUCCAGCAGGGCAGGGCUGGGGCUUAUAUUCAUCCCAGGCAAAAUCUGUUCCAUUCAGCCCAUAAUUUCUCAUGGUGAAUUUUUAUUUUUGGGUCAAUUAUCCUUUAAAAUCUAUAAAAAUUUGUAAAAGGUCACCUUAUUUAUGUAAGACACUAAGACUGAUGUUUCAUCAGGCUCCUAAAGAAUUAACAUUUUCAAUACAAUUAUUUAAAAAAAAAAAAAAAAAAAAAAAAACUAAACACAUGUAGAAACCACAGUAAGAAAACAACCUCUAUAAAGUUCAAGUUCAUUUUAUUUGUAUAGUACAUUUACAACAGCCACUAGGCUGACCAAAGUACUUUACAGAAGAGAAAAUUAUAAAAACAUACACAGAAAGCAAAACAGAUAAAAAUAUGAACAAUCAGUUUUAAAAAAAAUACAGAAUAACAGUAAUCAGUACACUAAUGAAAACAGAGCAGGGACUUAAAAACACACAGAGGAGGGGCCAUUCUAAUUUUUAAAAGCAGGGUAUAGGCAUAUAGAGAGAAAAUAGAGAAUGGGCUAAGAUAGAGCCUUGUGGAAGACCACAGGUUAGAGGUACAGGGGAAGAGGUAAAAUUACCCAGCUUCACUAAAAACGUUCCGUCAGACAGGUAUGACUUUAAGAACUGUAGCUUUUAGGCCCACCCAGGACUCUAGUCUGGAUAAUAGUGUGGAGUGGUCUACUGUAUCAAAAGCAGCCGAUAAAGAAUAAGAACUACAGAGUCUCCAGAAUCAGUUGAGAGAUAAAUAUCAUUUAACACUCUCAAGAGGGCAGACUCAGUGCUGCGAGUAGACUUAAAACCAGAUAGAAAAACCUCAUAAAUACAAUUAUUUGUCAAACUUUUUUGAAGUUGAUCCAGCACAAUUGUCUCCAACACCUCAGAAAUGAAUGACAGAGAUUUGCACUAAAAAUUUUUAGAACAGAAGAAUCCAGUGAAGGCUUCUUGGGCAGGGGAGUGACUGUAGCCACUUUAAGACUGGCAGGACAGAGCCAGUUUGGAGACACUUAUUUAUAAGAGACACCAAACCAGGACCUAGUAAAUCGAUGAUUACUUUUAAGAAUUUCGGGUGAAUUAUAUCGUUAGAACAAAAUGAGGGUUUGAGCUUGUCAAUCACCUUCUUCAAUGCCUAGAAAUUGAUAGGUUCGAAAGCAUCCCAAAAGGCAGAGGCAGAUGACAGGGUUGGAGACACAGUUAAAAUGGGCAGACACUACGUCUUAUGUUAGUAAUUUUGUAACUGAAAUAUCUCAAGAAGCUUUCACAGAAAGCAUCAGGCAAGGUGUUAACAGAAGGAUUUGCAACAGAUUGAAUACUUGAAAACAAAACCUUAGGUUAAGAGCGAUUAGUUUCAAUUAUAUUAUAUAAGAGUGGUGAAUCAUCUUACAGCAAGAACCGGCAAAUCUAGUGCAGUCCAUGAGGAUGAGGUGCUCUUCAUUCUGGGAUUCAUUUUUACAUUUUUGUUUGUCAAACGUCUGAACUUGUUCAGUGUGUCUCAGAUGUUUCAUUUUUUUUUUUUGAAUUAAUGAUAUAUUUUAUACAGAAUAUUUACACAAAUAUUUAUAAUUGUCAAGAAAUUACAAUAAAACAAUAAAAGCA
Messenger RNA from Cyprinus carpio (common carp), 5210 nucleotides. RefSeq names its product protein mono-ADP-ribosyltransferase PARP14-like. Gene Ontology annotation, molecular function: transcription corepressor activity; NAD+ poly-ADP-ribosyltransferase activity. Gene Ontology annotation, cellular component: nucleus; cytoplasm. The record is from RefSeq and is a predicted model, not a curated record. Gene Ontology annotation, biological process: negative regulation of gene expression. NCBI's taxonomy places the organism in Eukaryota, Metazoa, Chordata, Actinopteri, Cypriniformes, Cyprinidae.